This is a messenger RNA of Durio zibethinus, 2911 nucleotides long. Its product is annotated as putative disease resistance RPP8-like protein 2. The record is from RefSeq and is a predicted model, not a curated record. Gene Ontology annotation, biological process: defense response to other organism. Gene Ontology annotation, molecular function: ADP binding. NCBI's taxonomy places the organism in Eukaryota, Viridiplantae, Streptophyta, Magnoliopsida, Malvales, Malvaceae.
UGUCCAAAGUUAAAUAGUCAGCAGCCCACAAAGGUUCACAACUUAUAAAUAAAAAAGAAAUGCCCCCAGCAUUAGGAAUAUUGUGCCAGAUACAGUCAUAUACUUUGAAGUCCAAGAGAAAGAAUAGUAAUUUGGACUGUGUUUUCGAUCAGCAGGAGAAAUGGCGGAGGCUAUUGUGUCCUUAGCUAUUGAAAGGAUCUCGGAUUUGCUCAUUCAUGAAGCAGUUUUCCAGCAGGGUGGAGUUCGUGAGGAAGUGGAGCGCCUAAAGGCUGAACUCGAACGGAUGGAUAGCUUCUUGAAGGAUGUAGACUAUGAGCAAGAGCAAACCCAGCUUCAUCGCACUUUGGUGAGACAAAUCAGAGAUCUUGCUUAUGAAGCAGAAGAUGUUAUAGACUCUUACAUUCUUGAAGUUGCACAUCAAGGAGGCUCUCAGGGAAUCAUGGAGAGAUUCGCGUCCACUUUCACCAAGCCUUUUCGUUUGCACAAUAUGGGGGUGCAGGUCAAAGGAAUCCAGACAAAGCUUGAAGACAUUUCCAAGAGUCUUCCAGCUUACAAUCAGAUCUCUGGAGGAAAGGAAUCUAGCUCUAAUUUUAGGAUGCUGCAGCAGCAGUCAAGAAGAACUUAUCCACAUGUUGAGGAAGUGGAUGUUGUUAGCUUGGGGGGCAUGACAAGGGAUGUUUUGGCUAAGUUGAUGACAGAAGAAGAUAGGCCUCAUGUUGUUGUUUCCUUGGUAGGAAUGGGGGGCAUAGGUAAAACCACUCUUGCAAAAAUAGUAUACAAUCACAAUGAUGUGAGACGACAUUUUGAUUGUUUUGCUUGGGCUUUUAUUUCUCAAAAAUGUAUGCCAAGAGAAGUUUUGCAUGAUGUCCUGAUAAAAGUUCAACCUCAAGAAAGAGAGCUAAUUGAUAAACUGACGGAGAAUGAGAUCAUAGAAAGACUUUUUGAUGUCUUGAGAGAAAAACGAUAUUUGGUAGUCCUUGAUGAUAUUUGGAGAGGUGAAGAUUGGAAUUGUCUUAAACAUGCUUUUCCACAAGGAAAAAGGGGGAGCAAAAUUUUAUUCACAACACGAAUCAUGGAAGUGGCGUCACUUGCAGCCUACACAAUAGAGUUUCCAUUUCUUACAGAUGAUGAAAGUUGGAAGCUUUUCAAGAGGAAAGCAUUCCCUGAAAAUACAACUGAGUCUGAUGCUCGUUCAAGAGAAUUUGAGAUGCUAGGAAGACAGAUGGUGAAAAAAUGUGGAGGGCUACCUCUGGCAAUUGUUGCUUUGGGAGGCUUGCUAGCAACAAAAAAGUCACUGGCUCAGUGGGAGAUGGUUCAAACAAACAUGCAUGCACACUUAAACAAGGUGCAACAACAAAACCAUGAGUAUGGUGCAGUGGAUGGAAUUUUGGUUUUAAGCUACAAUGAUUUGCCUCAUAAUUUAAAACCGUGCUUCUUAUAUCUUGGCCAUUAUCCAGAAGAUUGGGAGAUCUCAAAGAUGGAACUCAUUCGAUUAUGGAUUGCUGAAGGUUUCAUUUCACCAUCAAUGGAAAGCGGAGGAAUGUUGAUGGAAGAUGUUGCUGAACAAUUCCUGGAAGAGCUGAUAAAUAGAUGUUUGGUUCAAGUUGGCAAGAGGGACCGUACAGGAGUAGGUGUGAAAACAUGUCACAUACAUGAUCUCUUGAGGGACUUGUGCGUGGAGAAAGCUCGAGAGGAUAAUUUCUUGGAAAUUAUUCAGCCAAUUGAUAUGACCUUGUCGGCAUCUAUGCCAAGAAGAAUUGCUAUUCAUCCUACCAAAAGGUAUGUUGCUUUGAAGGGAGAACAUCCAAAGUUACGUUCUCUGUUGCUCUUUCAAAAUGAGAAAUUGAUAAAAUUGCGCAUUUCAAAAUGUAAAAACUUCAAAAAUUUAAGAGUUUUGAAAGUUGUGGAAAGGAACAAAAACGAGUGGCAUGUGUCAAGUGUAAUCGGUAAUCUGCAUCAUUUGAGAUAUCUGGGGUUAAAAUGUUCUGGAAAAAUCAUCUUGCCACAAUCUAUUGGGAAGUUGAAAAAUUUACACACUUUACACAUCAACAGUUUUGGAUUAACAAUAUCUUCUAAUGCUCUAUUGGAGUUGGAACGUUUAAGGCAUAUAUUAAUAGAUCUUUUUUCUGGAAAAGGCUUGUGGAUGCCGCCAAGGAUUAUUUCAAAAAAAAUUGAAACUUUAAAGUACAUUGGGGUUGAGAAUUUAAUUGAAAAUAAUGCAGUGUUCGGCUUGGCUAAUAUUCAGAGUUUAGGAAUAUAUUUUAUGAGAUCAAAAGAUGUUGAGCCUAUCCUAAAUGCACUGGUCGAAUCACACCGCCUUCGGUCAUUGGACAUGAGGUUAUCAGAGGAUUCAAGCCAAUCAUUUCCAGACUUAGAACCCCUUUCUCAGUGUCAUCACCUCUCUAAACUAUUCUUAGAAGGGAAGAUAGAAGAAGAUCCACAAUCAAGGCAUCAUGUUUUGAUAUUUGUUCCAGCAAGCAUUGUCAAGUUAACUUUGUGGGGAUCUGAGGUGAAGCAGGAUCCACUGGCUGUAUUGGAAAAGCUGCCUCAUUUGAGGACUCUCCGCUUAUGGUGGAAUUCAUACAGGGGGAUUAAACUGAUUUGCUCUGCCAAUGGGUUUCCUCAACUCGACUCUCUUGAAUUUCGAAGUUUAUCAGAAUUAGAAGAGUGGGAGAUUGAAGAAGGCGCAAUGCCACGUCUCCGAAGUUUAUCUUUGGCUGAUUUAGAUAAUUUGGGGAAGAUUCCGAAAGGGUUGAGGUAUGUUACUGCUCUCCAAGAAAUGAGAUUAUAUUCGAUGAAGAGGUCAUUUGUAGAAAGGAUUCAAGUGAUAGACAGGAGAGAAGGAGAGGAUUUCUCUAAAGUCAGCCACAUACCCUCCAUCCAAAUAUUUGACACAUUGGAUAAUUACUGA